Molecule: messenger RNA, 1749 nt
Organism: Nicotiana tabacum (common tobacco)
Lineage: Eukaryota; Viridiplantae; Streptophyta; Magnoliopsida; Solanales; Solanaceae
Source: RefSeq, a predicted model, not a curated record
AUGGAAGAACAGAAAAAACUUGUAAGAAAAAAUCGAAUAUGCAUACGGAAGCAAAAACAGCUUAAAAUUUCCUCGGACGAUGCUAAGCGGUUUACUGGAAGAAGGUUUAGUGAUGCAUCUGUACAGGGUGACAUGAAAUUGUGGCCUAUUAAGGGUUUUCCAGAAUCCGGUGAUAAGCCAAUGAUUGUUAUGAAGAAAAUUACUGAGACCUACCUUGGAUCAACUGUCAAGAAUGUCGUGGUGAAUGUGACUGCAUACUUCAAUGAUUCGCAGCAUCAAGCUAAUAAGGAUGCUGGUAUUAUUUCUAGGCUGAAUGUAAUCCCGAGUGAGACCCUCGCGACUCAACAUAGGCUCCUGGUGAUAGAUGUUGGUAUCGUGAUAAAGAAGAAGAAGAGGUUUGUACGGGGUCAACCUAGGAUUAGGAGGGGUGCUUUGGCUAAGGAUAAUGCACAUAAGUUGGAGGGGCGGCUGUUGGCUAUGGGUGCCUGGAAGAGUAGUAGGGAUGGAAGCGCUAUGUGGACGACGACGACGAACUGUAUUAUGAAGGCGACAAGAGAGGUGUUAGGGGUAUCUAAGGGCUACUAUGGCGGGCACCAAGGCAACUGGUGGUGGAAUAAUGUGGUCCAAGGUAAAGUGGAAGCAAAGAAAUUGGCGUACCUUGCGUUAGUGGAGAGUACCGAUGAGGAUCAGAGGAGAACAAACAGAGUGAGGUAUAAGGAAGCUAGGAAAGAGGCAAAAUUAGCGGUCACAGAUGCUAAGACUAUUGCGUUUGAUCGUUUGUAUGAGGAACUGGGGGGCAAAAGUGGGGACAAUAAGCUAUUUUGGCUGGCUAAAGCGAGAGAGAGGAAGACGUACUUUCAUAAAUUUCUCAAUGAAGAGGGGAGCAGUAGCAUCAUGCUAGGGGAGUGGGGACACUCCGAGAGUCACCAUGACUUUACGUACUAUAGGCGUAUCAAGGUUGAGGAGGUAGUGAAAGCUAUGGGUAAGAUGAGUCGGGGCAAACCGACAGGACCAGACGAGAUUCCAGUAGAAUUUUUGAGGUAUGUGGGUAGAGCGAGAUUUGAAUGGAUGACUGGGUUGUUUAAUGCUAUUUUCAAGACGAAGAGGAUGCCAGAUGAGUGGAGAUGUAGUUUGAUGAUUCUUCUGUUUAAGAACAAAGGUGAUAUCCAAAAUUGUAACAAUUAUAGGGGCAUUAAGUUGUUAAGUCAUACCAUGAAAGUUUGGGAGAGGGUGGUGGAAGAGAGGGUGAGGAGGGCGGUAUCUAUUUCUGAAAAUCAGUUUGGAUUCAUGCUGGGACGUUCUACUAUGAAAGCUAGCUACCUGGUAAGGAGGUUGGUGGAACAACAUAGUGAGAGGAAGAGGGAUUUGCACAUGGUGUUUAUUGACCUAGAAGAGGCGUAUGACAGGAUCCCUAGGGAUGUUCUUUGGCGAUGCCUGGAAGUGAAAGGGGUGCCGGUAGCAUACAUUGAAUCGAUAAAGGAUAUGUAUGAUGGAGCUAAGACUCAGGCCAGGACUGCGGGAGGUGACACCGAGCUUUUUCCGGUGAUUAUGGGGUUACACCAAGGAUCUGUGCUUAGCCCUUUCUUAUUUGCUCUGACGAUGGAUGCCUUGACACACCAUAUUCAAGGGGAGGUGCCAUGGUGUAUGUUGUUCGCUAAUGAUAUAGUUUUGAUCGAUGAGUCGCGUAGCAGUGUUAAUGAGAGAUUGGAGGUGUGGAGGAAGGCUCUAGAGUCCAAAGUUUCAAGUUGA